AUGGCAGGAUACACCUGUAUCCAGUGCCUUCAGGUCCUCCGCCAAGGAGUCCGGGCAUCGGCUCCUCCGGCUCGCCUCCAAAGCCUCGCUACUUCGCAACGGAGAAGCGCAGUCUCCCCGUCUCUGAUCCGAAGCUUCGGCUCUCAUCGUAAUGGCCGAUCGCUGGGCACCAAGCCAGCAGAGCAAACCAAGCCCGUAUCUGCGCACUCCUGUUGCGCGACUACGCCAUCACCUACGACCAUCGCCCAGAGAGGUCUCGCAAGCAGGGCCUCCCCCAUGCCCGAAGAUAAAUUGUUCCACCGUUUCACGUACUCGCCCUCGGACGCCAUCCGCAAGCGCGCCGAGUUCAUCAAGCAGAAUGCUUUCUGUCCACACCCAGAUCACCAGCAGACCCGCGCCCCGGUCUCGCCGCACGACCCAGAAGCAAGAAAGGACCCCAGCGAAUCAAACCUCGCCCCGGCCCAUUCGCAUUUCGAGUGCCCGGACUGCGGUGUACCAGUCUACUGCUCUGAGGGCCACUGGAUGGAUGACUUCGAGGCCCAUCUCGAGAUCUGUGAUACCCUCCGCCAAAUCAACGAGGAUGACCACGACUUGCACUCCGGCCGUUCCUUCCCCGAGUUCAAUUACCCCGGUCCUCAGGAUGACAACUUCGUUAUCAACAUGACAAAUUGGGAUACCUACCUUUACACUCGCGAGUUUCCAGCUAUUAACCAUGAUCGCUCUAUGCGCCAGGUGACUCGCAUGCUCACCUACCCGCAGACUAUUGGCAGUGUCUUGCAUGAGCUGAGUCCCUACGGUGUGCGUUCCGGCGGACGUCUUACGCCCGAGGGCUUGAAAAGUAUUAGCGCCCUCCGCUACUCCCUGCACCCCCCAAAGGCCGGUGAAAGCACCGAUGUCAAGGGUCUCCGCCUAAAGGCUCCCCCCGUCCGAAUCUUCAUUUUGGGUGCUCGCGCUGAAUCUUCUUUGCCCCGUGACGUCUGGCUGCAGCUGCAAUACAUGUACCCGCGUGCGCUACUGCACUUGAUCUUCAUCGGUCCCGAGAGCAUGGCAAACCGGGACACCGAGUUCCCGCUUCCCGAGCGCACCCCUGAGAACCCAUUCGGUGGAAUUGUCGAGGACAGACUCGGUGGUCAGAUGAAGAUCACUACUUACGUUGACUACUUCCACACCAUGAACAAGGCACAGUACUUUGGUCCUUUCGAUCCUUACCUUGAUUGCUUCAUGCUGUUCCACCCUGGUCUGGGCCACCCUGCCAGCUCGCAUGAGUGGGAGGAGACUCUGCCUCAGCUUCUUGAGACCAAGGUCCCUAUUCUCUGCACUGGAUACACACAGUGGGAUAUGGAACGUGAUAUCAAUUGGGUUAGCGAGAAGUGUCGCGGUGAGUUUGAUGUGCUGCUUGAGCCUGGUGAGAACAUCUUCCGCAGUCUGCGCUGGGAUUUGAAUGACCAGGAUCCUCACGAUGUGUCGUGUGGUAACUGGGGAUUGUGGGCCUUCCGAGGCAAGAGAUACGAGGCUACCUUCAAGAAGGAUGAAUAG
This is a messenger RNA of Penicillium nucicola, 1536 nucleotides long. Its product is annotated as putative mRNA processing protein (Mss51). Gene Ontology annotation, cellular component: extrinsic component of mitochondrial inner membrane. Bases 1 to 1536 code for a protein of 511 amino acids. The record is from RefSeq and is a predicted model, not a curated record. The transcript is spliced from 3 exons. Lineage: Eukaryota; Fungi; Ascomycota; Eurotiomycetes; Eurotiales; Aspergillaceae. Gene Ontology annotation, biological process: mitochondrial respiratory chain complex IV assembly.